AUGUCAGUUGAAUCGUUGCGCUCGCUAGAGCAGGUGCGUCAGCGCCUGAAUACGCUUGCCAACACCAUCGGCAAACUGUUGCACGAUCUAGACACCAACGACCCGCUUCCCUCGUGGUAUGCGACAAAGCCAUCUUCUUACCCAUCCAACUGCUCACUAAUGCCCAAGCCCUUGAACACAGGNCCUUCACUGCAGAACUCUGCAAACCUGCUCUAUCACAAUCUCGACUCACUGAACAAGAUCAUUGCUGGUGCUCAGCCGCUCCUCGCAAACGCCCACGUCUACCCACUACCAUCGUACCCAGGCCGCACUCAGGAAGACUUGCUUACCCAACUCUUGCGCAANAAGUUACAACCACAAGUCGAAGACUGGAUCGCCAAUGGAGAGCGACAUGCUGCAAACAGUGGUAUCGAUUCAUCCCAGUCCAACGGCUCCUCUACGGACCGCGCUCUCCCCGAAUCGUCCAUGAACACAGCUCAGUUGACCGAUCUCUGGGAAUGGGCCGGUCGUGAAGGCAAUAGAAUUGCUCGCGACAUGGGUGCUGAUUCCUUCGACGACGUCUUUACUCUCGAAGAACACGAACUUGGCAUUGAGAAUGUCGUUACUGGUCUGCGUCGCAAGCUGUGGGACAGCGACGAUGAGGACGAGGACGAUGAAGGCGGAGCACAAGGCAAGAAGCAAGAAGACAAACAGCUCGAUAUGGAUGUGGAUAUGGUAGACACCAUCCCCGAGCCUGUCAAAAGACUACAACGACACAACGUCGACCCUUCCAAACCGCCAAUGAGCAUCGAACACAUCUUGAGAUUCGCUCUGACUGCCAGAGAGCCCCCGAACGUCGUGUAA
Molecule: messenger RNA, 843 nt
Organism: Aureobasidium musti
Lineage: Eukaryota; Fungi; Ascomycota; Dothideomycetes; Dothideales; Saccotheciaceae
Source: the annotation of a GenBank genome assembly